This is a messenger RNA of Vitrella brassicaformis, 2424 nucleotides long. The record is from the annotation of a GenBank genome assembly. NCBI's taxonomy places the organism in Eukaryota, Vitrellaceae.
CAUCUGAUGCAGACAAACAAGCAAUAUCUCACUGCAAAAGAGGCUGGGCGCGCGUCCCUCUGCACUGCCACACCUUACGACCAGUACUGACGUCGCAAUCUGCGAUGCGCUUUGCCACUGUAGGAGUCUGUUGCGAGCUGAAGCCUGCAAGAUGCGAGAGCUCGCCACAGUCUUGAAAAUCCAUGGUUGUUGCCCCCUUGGUCAUCGCAGUUGUUCUUCUGCCCACAAGUAAGUGGAUGGGGUAUGGCUGGGGCCAAUGAUAGCGAGGUGCACACUGACAGUCGUGAAAUAUGUUGCUGCCACUAGUGCUUCUCUACCAUGCGCGAGGAAAUGAAAAGCUGGUGCGAGGGGAACGGUGGGAUGCUAGUCCCGGGGUCCUGCGCGGAGAAGAAAGAGACGACAGAGGUGGGUGACCUGCACAGAUAAUCAGAGGAGACACAAGCAUACAUGCAUCCACGGCCUGCUCCUGUCUGCCGUUGAGGUGAAACAAGAAGCAGGGUGGCGGGCGGACUCCGGUUUCUCUUAUGCAGGGCGGCGGGCGACAGGAGCUGCGUGACAUCUAUGAGCAGCUGCGGUGGGUAAAGGCACAGCUGCCGACGCUCGAGGCGCUGGUGAGUGAGUGAGUGAGGGAUACGGGUGAAUGGAUGGAUGGAUGGAUGGGUGGGUGGGUGCGUGUGCAGCUGACGGGGCACGUCAACCGACUGGACCAAAUCGUCAAUUUCCUGCGCUCCAUCUGGGUGUUUCCUGAGAAUGCACUCACCGCACAACCAUCCGCAGACAAACAUCACAAUGUGUGUUUGUCAGGAGCCUGAGCCCCCCCGCUUCCCCAUGUGCGGAGUGUGGCUGGGGGCGUGACGCCGCCGCGUGUGAGGCAGGGGGAGCUGGAGGCACGUGUAGAUUGGACAUAUAUUAGGGAGGCACAUACGUUUCAGGAUGGCACAAUGAACGUGCCUCGUUUUUGCUGUCUUGUGCAGGAGCAGCCAUCUGCUGCAGCCGAGGGUGCACGACAGGAGGCAGGUGGAGAGACACAGCGCAAGGAUGAGACAAUACCUGGUAACGCGCAAAAGACAAAUGCUGUGGAGUCGUUCGGAUGCGUAUGCAGAGGCCGAGCUGCCGAGUGACGAGGUGGGUCGACCGAGUACGACAGCGAGGAACGAGCCGGAUGGCAUGACUGAUCGACACAGACACCAAUUGCCCAUGAAGGCUAAGCAGACGAUGCUUCUCCUUGCACUCAGGCCGAAGCGCUCAGCGAAUCUGCCGUGAGGGCGCCCAAGAAGGCGAUGCGCGGAGCCAUGACGAGCGUGCUCUUCGUCCUGAAAAGCGAAGACAUGGGCCGGAGGAAAUACAUGGAGGACAGGCACAAGGUGGUCGACAGCUUCACUGGCGGUGGGAGACACACAGCUUCGCAUAGACAUCCAUGAUGUCUCUCUCUCUGUGUGUGCUGUUCAGUCUAUGACGGUCAUGGCGGCGAGAAGGUUGCCGACUAUGUGAAAGAGAAGCUGCACGAGACACUGGCGGAGAAGCUGCAGCAGUCGAACUCCGAUGUGAAGGAGAGCUUGCGCCAAACAUUCCUCGAGGUGGAAGUAAAGCUCCACGACGUCGACAUGAAAAGCGGCACCACAGCCACCGUGUGCGUCGUCCAUCCGAAGACACAGAAGGAGGAGAAAGACCAAACCCUCACGUGUGCCAACGUCGGUGACAGCCGUGGCGUGCUCGUCAGUGGAGAUGGCCAGACGCAACGAGUCACCACAGAGCACAAGGCAGGUGAGGAGGCGGAGCGCGCCAGGAUCAAGGAAGCAGGAGGAGUGGUCUGGUUUUUGGGUACCUGGCGAGUGGGCGGAGAGCUCGGUAAGCAGGAUGGGCCCCCAGCCAGACACACUCCAGACGGGAUCCAUCUUAUCACCUUCCCUGCUUUCCGUCCUCUCAAGCCGUGAGCCGCGCUCUGGGUGACCUGAACUUCAAGGAGAGAAAAGCCGGCAGGGGCUGCACGGCGGAGCCGUCUAUCUUUGAGAGGACCUGAAGAACGCCCAGUACGUGAUCUUGGCUUCAGAUGGGUGUGCAUUCGCGCAUACCCAAAGAUGUAAUGCGCCUCUAUCUUUCUCUCUUGUCUCUUGCAGACUGUGGGACAAGGUGGACGACAAGGAGGCGGCUGAGGUCGCUCGAAGAUGCGAAGGUGGGACGGCGGCCAAGGCUCUGGUGGGCAGGUCUCUCUCUUUGCUGCGACAUUUAUUGUGGGUUGUGGAAGGAAGAGACAACAAGACUAUACUAGGUGGUAUUUGCAUAGGAAGUAGGGCUGUUGGCGAUUUUGGUGGGGCAUGUCUUGUACUGUACACAAUCGAUACUGGACACACUCUUCAUGGGAUGCAUUGCGAUCAUCCAUCAGUGUAGGCAGUCACUCGACGCACAUGUACGCGUGAAACAGAG